AUGGAAAAGGUGAUCAAUGAGAUUCAUUUAGAUCAUGCAGAUCGUGAUUCACCUAUGCUUAAGCGGUGUGUUAAGAGGAUGGUCCUAAAUGAUGUGAGCCCUGAGGAAGGAGCUUUGCUGGCUAGAGACAUGGGUGCUAUCUUCUUGAAACAGACCCUGCAGAGUAAGAAAGAGAAGAAGAAGAAGAAGAAAGUGUUUGUUUCUGAAAAAGUUAGUGCCAUGAUUCAGAGCAAGAUUCCAGAGAAGUUACCUGAUCUAGGAAGUUUCGUGCUAGACUGCUCUAUCUUCACAGAGAGAUUUCCUCACUCUCUUUGUGAUCUUGGCUCAGGUAUCAACUUGAUACCAUACUCUGUUGCUGUGAGACUUGGGUUGACAGAUUUCAAGCCUACUAGGAUCUCUCUUAUCCUAGCUGAUAGGUCUAAAAGAAUUCCCGAAGGUCUUUUAGAGGAUGUUCUAAUAAGGAUUGGUGAAUGCAUAAUUCCUACAGACUUUGUGGUUUUGAAGUAUAGCGAAGAACCUCAGGAUCCUCUUAUCCUUGGGAGAUCUUUCUUGGCUACCGCUGGUGCUCUUAUAGAUGUUCAGAAAGGAACGAUUGGACUGCAUGUGGGUGAUUUGGUUAUGAACUUUGACAUGGACAAGUUAAGGAGAGCACCUACUAUUGAUGGCCAGACUUUUUCUCUAGAGGAAGCCAUGGAUGACGUGGCAGUCAUAGAGUAUUCAGAAGAUAUUACUGCUAGGGACCAGAGCGAGGGUCUAGCUACUGCUAAGUUAUUGGAAGAUGAUGUUUUUGUGCUAGAGAUGAGGAUCGCUGAGACAAAUUGCAGAAAAAGUGCUGAAACACAAACAUCAAGCUCAGUGUCGAUCGACACCCCUCGCCACGACAGUCCGAACUUGCCAAAAAUGGAUGGUUUUCGGGUUGAUCUUACUACUGCAAGCUUGAGCCCUGUUCUGAAUCGGAAAGCUUCACCACCCAUACUCCAGAGACCUCGAGAAAAGCAAAGGUACGCAACUUCUUUACCCAAAUCUUCUCAUAUGAUCAAUAAGACUUUCAAAGGUACAAAGACUGUUUUGCAGUUAACCAAGCCACGAGACUAUCGUAGAGCGCUUGUUGGUUCUUUUGAUGAUGUUGCAGGUAGAAGAGGUGUCCCACCCAUACCUAGACUCUGCCCUGCUGCUGUUCCUCGUGUACUUGGUCGAUCUCCUACACCUAAUGCUUAUAAACCACCUUGGAUGAUGAGACACUAUUCUCGGAGGCAUUUAGUGCCACUUUCUGACCAACCGGAUGCAUGA
Messenger RNA from Capsella rubella, 1290 nucleotides. RefSeq lists its product as uncharacterized. Lineage: Eukaryota; Viridiplantae; Streptophyta; Magnoliopsida; Brassicales; Brassicaceae. The coding region runs from base 1 to 1290 and encodes 429 amino acids. The record is from RefSeq and is a predicted model, not a curated record. The transcript has a single exon.